Messenger RNA from Racocetra persica, 654 nucleotides. Lineage: Eukaryota; Fungi; Glomeromycota; Glomeromycetes; Diversisporales; Gigasporaceae. The record is from the annotation of a GenBank genome assembly.
UGAAUCUGAACAAGCAGAAAUUCUAGCCAAAUCAGAUAAAGUGGUUUCAACAACUAAUAAUUCUUUUCAAGAAAGUAUCGAUGAUAAUUCUGCUACUGAAUCAGAAGUUUCUUCAGUUGCCAGCUCUCUUCAGUCAGAUAAGUUUCGAAGCAAAAAAAAUAAAAUGGAUCGAUAUUUAUUGCGGCCUUUAAGUGAAGAUCAACAGAAACAUUUCAAACAACUUCUACUUAAAGCAACUGUUUUAUGUGGUUUGGCUUUUUUUUGGGUAGAAAACCCAGAAAUAAAAGCGCUUUUUGAGUUUCUCUAUCCACCAGUUAAACUGCCCUCACGAAAAAAGCUUUGUGGCCAAAUUUUAGCAGAAUAUGCACAAAAUAUAACUAAAUCAAUUAAAGAAAUAGCUCAAAGUGAUAAAAAUGGUGUUACAUUAACAUAUGAUGGUUGGAAAAAUAUAAAAAAAGAGUCAAUUUUCGGAAGUGUUUUAAUUAUUUCGAAGGGUAAAAUUCUUGUUUGGAGUGCAGAAGAUAUAUCAAAUGAACGUACAAAAUGGCCUGAUGUACAACGUCGAACAGAAAAUAUGCUUGAUGAUCUAAAAAAAAAAGAAAUAAAAGUUAUUGCUGUUGUAACAGAUUGCGCAUCUGAAUAUGAAGCAGCCAG